CUGUUUACCUGAGUCCUGGAAAUAACCUAAAAAUUUUGCAAUUUUAAAAAAUAUUAAAGCACUUUGCUUGAUGUGUAAAUUGUUGUUUAUUCCAAAAAAAAAACCAAGUACUUUGCGAUAAUUGUGUAUAAAUUUAAAAAAUGUAUAGUGUUUAGAAAAAAAAACAAGGAAACAUUAAACACUUUGUUUAUAUAGUCAAUGUUGAUAAAAUUCAGAAAAUUUAUUGUUUGUUGAAAAAUAUCUUCUAAAUUGUGAGUAUAAACAAAUUAAACUUUCAAUGCCUUUGGGAACGAAACCAGAGUGUACAAAGUGUGCAACUAAAGAAACAAUACUUUGGCAUGCAACGGAGACGGGGAAUUUUUGUAAUGAUUGUUUAGAGGAACAAAGAAAAUCAACUGUUGAAGUCCCAAAGGAAGAUGAGGAGAAAAAUGGAAAUUCUAAGCCCGCAAGAAAAAGUACGAGGGUCACUCGUUAUUGUAAGACAAAUCCAACAGCACCUCCAUCGAAAAAUGUUGUACCAAAGGGUAAAGGAAGGCGGCAUAUUUUUAAGAAAACGCCGAUGAAAGCUCCAACUGCGACGUCAACGACCGUCACUAGUGAAUUCGUAUUUUAUAAAGGUUCUUAUUUUCAAGUUGGCGAUGUUGUUUCAAUGCAAGACGAGGAUGGGGGGAUUUUUUACGCUCAAAUUCGUGGAUUAUUAACCGAUCAAUAUUGCGAGAAAAGUGCAGCGGUUACGUGGCUUUUGCCAACAGCAUCUAGUCCACCGCCAGAAGAUGGAUUCAUUCCCGAAACUUAUAUCAUUGGUCCAGAGGAAGAUUUACCCCGAAAAUUGGAAUACAUGGAAUUCGUAAUGCACGCACCUUCCGAUUAUUUCCGACUCAAAAACAGUCCAUAUCCCAUUCCAUACACUGGUGCUGGUUCCGGUUACAUUUGGACGUCAAUUCGAAAUGAAAUUGAUUCCAUGAAUGAAUAAAUUUCAUUCAUAUUAAGGAAAAGAAGAAAGAUUCGCUCAAAAUGAACCUGCUAAGAGAUAUUUAAGUUUCACAGUGCAUAAUAUGUAAAUAAGACAUUUUUUUGUUCACGUUACUAACAGAAAAAAAUUGUAUCUUUAGUAAAACAAGUAUAGAAAAUCGAAAAAUAUUCAAUAUUAGUAUAGAAAAAAAGAUGUUUAAGACUAAAAAAUUUCUAAAUGUAGUGAUAGAAGAAAAUUAUUUAUUUUCGUAGAAAUUUGCUAAAUUUUUCUAUUUUCUUCGUCGACACAGUGAUAAACAAAGGAUUAAGAUAAAAGAAAAAAAAUUCCUUAAAAUUGGAAAUUAAUUUCGUUUAUUGAAAGUAAGAAUCAUUAUUAAAUGUAAAAUAAUCGAUAACAUGUAUAAUAAAUUUAACUUAAUUAUUUAAUAAUAGUUGUGUUGUUCGCUUACAUAUUUAUCUUAUACAUUAAUGGCUUCAAAUGUAACAAUAAGUAAACAUUUUUUUUACUGUACAUUUAAAAAUUGCAGUACUUGAUUUUCGGUUGUUUUCGCGAAUUUAUACAAAAUACGAAUUAUUCACUAGAGAAAUUAAUAUCGAUUUCGCAUAAUGAAUAAACAAAAAACAUUUAAAAAUUGCAGUACUUGAUUCUCGGUUGUUUUCGCGAAUAUACAAAAUACGAAUUACUAGAAAUUGUUAAUAUCGAUAAAUUGAUUUCGCGAAUAUACAAAAUGCGGAAUUAUUCACUAGAUUAGAAACUAUUUAUAAAUUAGAAAUUAAUAAAUUUUUAAUUAAAAAAAAAA
Leptopilina heterotoma is the source of this 1772-nucleotide messenger RNA. Its product is annotated as GATA zinc finger domain-containing protein 1. NCBI's taxonomy places the organism in Eukaryota, Metazoa, Arthropoda, Insecta, Hymenoptera, Figitidae. The transcript has 3 exons. Gene Ontology annotation, biological process: chromatin organization; regulation of DNA-templated transcription. Gene Ontology annotation, molecular function: sequence-specific DNA binding. Gene Ontology annotation, cellular component: nucleus. The coding region runs from base 278 to 973 and encodes 231 amino acids. The record is from RefSeq and is a predicted model, not a curated record.